Messenger RNA from Lymnaea stagnalis (great pond snail), 15950 nucleotides. Lineage: Eukaryota; Metazoa; Mollusca; Gastropoda; Lymnaeidae. The record is from the annotation of a GenBank genome assembly.
UGUGUUCAUAAGUUCCCGUUUUUAAUAAUAAGAAGUCACUGCAAACCAUAAAAUAUCAGAAUGUAAUGUAAUCUAAUUUUUUUAAAAAACAAAAACUAUUGGAUUUAAGUUUUAAAAUGAAAGCUAUCAUUUAAAUAGUACAAACUAUACGUGAAAUGUUUAAAAUAAAAUUGUGACUAAAUGUGAAAUCUUUUUGAUCAAAUCCGAACAAUCAAAAGUGAUUUUCAGACGGAUCUAUCAUGACGUCAUUCUGAACAUUGAUCACAAUGUAUCAUGUUGCCACUUUCUACGUCACUAAUAAAUUAAAAUUGGUAUCAUUUCAUUUUAAACUUUUCAAAAAUAUUGUUCUGACCAAAUGUUAAAUGAAGAGGAUAUUUUUAACAGAGUGAGAAACUUUUUGAGACACCGUGUGUUAUAAAAAAAUUAUUUUGUUUUUUCGCAUUUCAGUAAUAAAAUACACAAUUUUUUUACAUAACGGAUCACCUUCGAAGCGACAUUAAAAGAAAUAGCACAUAACUAUAGAUACAAAUUAUGUUUUAUAUAUAUAUAUAUAUAUAUAUAUAUAUAUAUAUAUAUAUACAUAUAAAGAUAUGAUACAUUGACAUUCCUCUGUAAAGCGCAAAUUCGCUUACGAGCGCUGUUCUUUCAGUUGCAUCUUAGAAGAGAUGUCUCUAUAUAAACUCCAUAUAAACUCCAUAUAAAAUCCAUUUAAACUCCAUAUAAACUCUAUAUAUUUAUAUAUGUGCAGAAUCCCACUAUGAAGCUCCUGAGUUUACUCACCCUGGUUUGUACAGUUCUUGGAGCUAAAGGUCAAGGUAAGCUGAACAACUCCCUGUGUGUUUACGUUCAUAUGACCCGGGUAAGGGAGAAAAGUUCAAGGACGAGAGAGUGAGUCUGAGGAAUAGGGCAACUCUCCCUCACAUUAAAAAAAAUACAGCUCAAGGUCAAGGCUGCUACGCGAGGCAAAAUGUUGCCCUGGUCAUAUUCCACUUCUCAGUGUUCAAGGUCAUGACAUGAAGAGCUCACCCAGCGAAUAAAUAGGCGCGAUUGUUAUUUUUUAUCUUAAUUACACGUGUGGGGCUACACUCGCGUGGGGCUACACUCGUGAGGGGCUACACUCGCGUGGGGCUACACUCGCGUGGGGCUACACUUGCGUGGAGCUACACUCGCGUGGGGCUACACUCGCGUGGGGCUACACUCGCGUGGGGCUACACUCGUGUGGGGCAACACUUGUGUGGGGCUACACCCGUGUGGGGCUACAUACGUGGGGUGCUACACUCGUGUCGUGCUACAUUCGUGUCGUGCUACACACGGGGGGUGCUACACUCGGGCGGUGCUACCCAUCUCCAUCCAAACCAUAACGUUGACCUUUGACCCUAUGUGGGAUUUAAUUAAUGCUUAAAAAAACCUAACUCUAAAGCUCCAUUAUUAUACCAGAGAUACAUUAAUGAGGUGUACACUUCCAUUAUUGUCUCUCACUGUGUACGUAUCUCACUGUGUACGUAUCUCAAUGUCUACGUACCUCAAUGUGUACUUAUUUCAUUGUGGUAGAGUGUAUGACUGACGAUUAUUGUUGUGUGUACUGAGUGAGCUUAGCGACCUGAUUGGACUGUGUUGUUGUCAUAUUGCAUGACUUGACAUGGUGAGUAGUUUUCAUGAAUUCUUUAAACUUAAAUGUGUGAAUAUUGGUUAGAGAACUGGGGUGAGUGGUCACGUGAUGUGAUUUAUAGAAAAGAAUGUAGAAUGAGAAAUACAGAUUCGUUGGUGCACAGACCACAGACGUGUUGCGAUCAUAUUUACUAUUAAAAAUAUAUAAGUAUCGCAAAGUGUACAUUUAUCAAUCUGUACAUAUAUCACUGUGUACGUAUCGCAAUAUGUAAAUUUUUCAAUUUGUACAUAUCGCAAUUUGUACAUUUCCCAUUGUGAAUUGAUCUUAAUGUGUACGCAUAAUAAUGUGUACAUAUAUCAAUGAGUGCACAUCUCAAUGUGUACAUAUCUCAAUGUCUACAUAUCUCAAUGUGCACAUAUCUGGAGGUGUAAAUAUCUCAAUGUGUACAUAUCUCACUGUAUACAUAUCUCAAUGUGUACAUACAUAUGAGUAUCAGUUUUUCUUGUUCAAGUCUUUUGUUAGAUACUUCUUUUGUUAGAUGCUUCAUAUUCAUGUACGGAGAUAAUAUCUGUGGAUAUUCUUAUUAAGAUGAUAUAUGAAAAUUAGCUUUUUUCCUAUUAUAGACAAACUAAGCACGCGUUGACUUAUUAUAUCGAAUGCUGCACUGGGGUCAAGGACACACACUAAUGCUGUGGUAUCAAAAUUGAAAAGUGGAUUUGUCGUUUGAUUGCUACACUUUCAAUCCGAUUGCCGAUUACAAUCAUAUCAAAUAUCAAGCCAAUGUGACCUCGCCUAGAUCUUAUCAAAUUUUAUAUCAAUUUGACCUUUCUACGAUCGUAUUAAAUAUUAAUUCAACUUGAACUUGCCUAGAUCUUAUCAAAUAUGUCAAUUUGACCUUUCCACGAUCUUAUUAAAUAUUAAUUCCGUUUGACCUUGCCACGAUCUUAUAAAAUAUCAAGUCAAUUUGACCUUGCCAUGAUAAUAUCAAAUAUCAAGUUAAUUUGACCUUCAAACUGUGCUAUCUCGGUGUCAUGUUUUUCCACAUCCAUCCACACUGUGCUGUCUCCGCGUGGCCUUCUAAACUAAUCUUAACUAAAUGUUGGUUCCUAAUGUCAACACGUGCCGUGAAGUUUGAGACUGCGCCCUGAAUCUACUUAACUCUCAUCGACCCGAGCUCUGCCCCUGACAGACAUUUGUUUGAGGGAACACGCCGGGCAAUGUUGACCUGGGACUUUGGCUAUGUUGCCCCCCCCCCCCCCCCCCCCCCCCCCCCCCCNGAUAAUAUCAAAUAUCAAGUUAAUUUGACCUUCAAACUGUGCUAUCUCGGUGUCAUGUUUUUCCACAUCCAUCCACACUGUGCUGUCUCCGCGUGGCCUUCUAAACUAAUCUUAACUAAAUGUUGGUUCCUAAUGUCAACACGUGCCGUGAAGUUUGAGACUGCGCCCUGAAUCUACUUAACUCUCAUCGACCCGAGCUCUGCCCCUGACAGACAUUUGUUUGAGGGAACACGCCGGGCAAUGUUGACCUGGGACUUUGGCUAUGUUGCCCCCCCCCGCCCCCCCCCCCGGUCAAACAAAAAUGUCAUGUUUGAGGUUAAUUAGAAUGUGUCAUCCCACAAUCAACUAGAAUGUGUCAUCCCACAAUCAACAGGGUGCCUCACCAAACAAUUAGAAGGUUUGUUUAUUUUAUUUAUAAAUAAUUGUAUAUGUCGAAUAGAUAUAUCUUGACUGUGACUAAUUUAGUCCACGUUAUUUGAAAGUCAUUUAAUAUUUAGUUUAUUGAUAAAACAUGAAGUUUCUAUGGUCCAAAUGUAUACAUCUGUCAUUGGUCUACACAUUUUUUUUUUGGUUUGAAUUUAUAAAGAUUCUGUUGAUUUUUUUGAUUUUUUUUUUUAGUAUCAUGCUUUUAAUCUUUUAUGGACAUCUUUAUUGAUUUUUAAUACAAUUAAUCUAUUAUUUUCAUUUGUGUUUUUUUUUUUUUUUUUUUUUUUUUCCAAUUUUUUUUUUUUUUUUUUUUUGUUUAUAUUUUUUAAUUUUUUUUUUUUUUUUUUUUUUUUUUUUUUUAAUAUUUUGUUUUUUAUUUUUUUUUGUUUUUUUUUUUUUUUUUUUAUUAAAUUUUUUUUUUUUUUUUUUUUUUUUUUUUUUUUUUUUUUUUUGCUAUUACCAAUUUAUUAUUUGUAUUGAUUGUAAAUACAAAUAAUUUAUUAUUUUUAAAAGGGGAAGUAAGUAUUUUUUUUUUUAAAUUUUUAAAUUAGGAUUCAAAUUUUAAAUGAUUUUUAUUUUUUUUUGUUUUUUUUUUUUUUUUUUUUUUUAAUUUUUUUUUUUUUUUUUUUUUUGUUUUUUUUUUUUUUUUGCUAUUACCAAUUUAUUAUUUGUAUUGAUUGUAAAUAUAAAUAAUUUAUUAUUUUUAAAAGGGGAAGUAAGUAUUUUUUUUUUUAAAUUUUUAAAUUAGGAUUCAAAUUUUAAAUGCUUGAAAAAAAUCCAAAUUAACAACAGCAAGCAAGAAAGGCUGUACAUAUAUGACGUUUGGUAGACAUAUGGUGUAUAGAGUAUGCACAGAGUUCAACGGGGGAUGGGGGGUCGUAGUGGUUGAAUAAUAUCUUGGAAUAAAAUGAAAACGUUGAAGUUUGAGUUGUAACAUAUGGUAUAGAAAACCUAUCCUCAUUUAUUUCUAUCAUUUAUUCAUUUACAAAUAUAUAUAUAAACAACCCAUAAAAAGAAUCAAGUUUUUUUCGUAUAAAUCCUUUAUAUUUUGGUAUAAAUCCUAUAAAAGGAAUUUUUUGUGCGACCAACCGAUAGCUAGUCUAUAUUUAUUACAACAUUAAAUCAUAUUUCCUUCAGCUUCCCUUUGAAAAACAGGAAAACUAUUUUUGGAGUAUUGGGGGUGGGGCUGAAAAUUGGACAAAACAUGUAUACAGGUGGCGCACUUGAUAAGAAUCGCAUUAGGUGUUUUUUUUACGCCCUGAACUAUAUUAAUAUUUUAAUGACGCACCCACUUUUACACCACAUAUUUAGUGCACAAACGUUGGUUUAACUAAAACUAUUAAUACAAAUCAAGUUUUUAAUGUUCAGGAAAAUACUUUGACCCUGGUGGAUUCAGGUAGAUUUUUUUUUUUAAGUUAGUAUGUUCUGAGGUUGUAUCAAUUCAAUACUUAAUAUGUAUGACACUGUGGGAUGCCCUGGGUUUUUUGUAUCAGUGGUAUCAUUAACAUGUAUGACAAUUGGGAUACCAUGAAGUUGUUGUAUCAAAUGUACACUUUACAUGUAUAACAUUGUGGAUGCCCUGAGGUUGUGGUAUCUGUUGUAUACUUAACAUGUAUGACAAUGUGGGAUGCACACCAAAUUAAUCCGCUUUCCUUUUCCAAUUUCAGUUUGCCCCCCGACGGAACUACUUUUUGUCUUCGACCAAUCAGAAAACGCCCGACUCGCCGCGUCUGACGUGCCCUCAAAUAACGACACGAAAUUCAACAUUCUUCAAAAUUCUUUCAACAAUUUUCUUAACAACUACCUGAUCGCCAACAGCCCAAAUCCAUUUAGGUAAAUAUUAUUGGAUCAUCAUCAUCAUGUCCCUUAGUCAUUGGACCGUUGGAGCGCCACAGAUGACAUGUGAACCAUCCUCCUCCAUUCGUCUCUGUCUUGUGCACUACACACAGCAUCGCCCAGUGCUUGUCCUGUCCACUCUUUGAUGUUAUCCUCUCAUCUUUUCCAUUGUCUUCCUCUUCUUCUCCCUCCUCUUGUGGUGCCCUGCAAUAUUUCUUUGGCAUGCCCUUGUUUCCUUGUUACGCGGCCGUACCAUUGUAGUUUGUGAUUUUUUCACAGUCACCAGUAGGUCAUCGUACUCUCCAAUAUUAUUGGAUAGAAUUUGGCAACCUCCGUUUCUUUUAGGAAAAACAAAAUGGCAAUAAUAUGUGGUUGAAAUAUGUGGUUGACAUAUGUGGUUGACAUAUGUGGUUGACAUAUGUGGUUGACAUAUGUGGUUGACAUAUGUGGUUGACAUAUGUGGUUGACAUAUGUGGUUGACAUAUGUGGUUGACAUAUGCUACAGAUAAAAAUCCAGACCUACCAGACAAACGUUAACUUAUUACUGGGAUAUCAAACUAUGUUUUGGGUUUUCAGGUUACUGAAACAUUAUGCUGUAAAUAUGUCAUAACUUUGACCCCCAGGGUCGGCGCCUUAAAUAUUUCAUAACUUUGACCAACAGGGUCAGCGCCUUAAAUGUUUCGUAACUUUGACUGACCCCUAGGGUCGGCGCCUUAAAUAUUUCAUAAUUUUGACACCCAGGGUCGGCGCCUACGGAUACAGCAGCGGCAACUGGUACAACAUCAUCCCAGAAGGGUCCAGUCCAAAUGUGGCUCGCACAAACAGUUAUCUCAUUGGAACCGGACAAAAUGUAUGUUGUGAUUUUUUUUUUACAUUUGUAAUAAAACUCCCUUGCUAACAGUGGCGUAGCUGGGGUGGGGGAAACAGCUUUUUGCCUCCCUUUCCGCGAAAAAGUCUGCAUGGAGACGAAAAUGCUUUCCCUCAAAAUGAAGAAAACAUUGGCCCGACUAGUGUCGACCCCCCUACGCCACUGCUUGCAAAUGUCUUGUAUAUGUGUAAGGUCUUUUUUUCCGACUGCGCUGAUUGGGGCAAAAAUUAUUUCAAAACUAGAAUCUGUUUUCAUUUUUUUUUUUAAAGUGUUUAUUUCUUUAAAUAACCAAAUGACCCCACCCCCUUCCAAACUUCUUGUGACGUAAUACUUAACCCAGGGCUCUUGUAACAAAGUUUGAGAAGCUAUUUUAAAUUCAACCACCUUUUCCUCUAAACCAGGGGGGUUCGUGGACCCACGCUGGCCUGGAGGCGAUACGGACCAGGCCACAGUUCCAGAACAACAGAGUCAUCAUUGUCUCAUCUCAAGGAUCUGGUAACGACUAUAGGCGCCAGUUAGCCUUAAGUGAGGUGCAACGUGUGCGACAACUGGGCUGGAUCCCUGUGGUCAUCGCAGUGCAGGUGUGUGGGUAGUGGAUCUACGUCCCGAUGUUUGUCCUUUUAUUUGCGUACAGAUACGUCGGUAUUGUAUUUACGUACAAAUAAGUCGGUAUUGUAUCUAUGUCCAGAUACGUCGGUAUUGUAUUUACGUCCAGAUACGUCGGUAUUGUAUUUUCGUCCAAAUAUGUCUGUAUUGUAUUUAAGUCCAGAUAUGUCUGUUUUGUCUUUACGUCCGGAUCUGUUUUUUUUUUAAUUUACGUUCCGAUGUGGUGGUAUUCUUUUACGUACGUCUCGGUGUGUAGUUAUUUUAACAGGGCGUGUGUUCUUUGUAGUGGAUUGUUCAACAAUUUUAUCUCCCCGCGAAUGAAAGCAGCUGAGUCAAAAGUCUACUCUCUACGCCAAGUGGAAAAAUUGAAAUUAUUUGUUUUAAAAUCUUGUAAUAAAAGUUACGACCACAAUGUUACAGGGCAGAAACCCUAUUGACACCACAGAGCUGACCAGCAUCAACGGGGGUGUGCCGCCAACCAUCCUUUACGACGGCCUCGCUGACCCCAAGAGUUACCGCCUGCUGGCCCCAGAGCUUGACAGGAUCCUUGCCAGCAUAUGCAACUAUGUCAUCCCUACACAGCCCCCAACGACUCCAGCUCCGACCCCAGCUCCAAGAAUAACAAUUCCCAGACCAUCCAAUAGUUGUAAGUUACAACCUAAUAAUUGUACGUCACAACCAGAUAAGUGUACGUCACAACCAGAUAAAUGUACGUUACAACCAAUUUUGUGUAUGUUCUAAAGAUAAUUAUAUCAAUUCAUCUCACUGUUCAGUGUGAAGUCUAAAAAUUCAUCUCAUUGUUUCAAUGUGUAGUCAAAAAAUGCAUCUCUUUGUUUCAGUGUGCAGUCAGUGUCUGUUCGAAGGCGGUUACGGCUUUGACUUCGACCCCGUGUACUGUGACAGCUUCUACCAGUGCUUCCCAGACUCUGAGCCCAUAAAAAAACUGUGCCCCGCAGGGACCUUCUGGGACGGUGCACAGUGCAACUUCAUCAAUGCCGUCAGGUGCACAAACGGUAUGUCAGGGUGGCACAAUCUGAUUGUCUUCAGGGCUUAGCCAGUUUCUGAAAUGAAAUACGCAGUGGAACUGGAGGUCCUUUUAAAACAAUCAAAAUAAUUUUGUUUAUUUUUUCGCCUCCUGAUCCAGUCAGCAGAUUAUCAUUUUUUUUUUCGUAUUUAUUGAAGCUUCAACUUUUUUCUAUACAAGCGCCGUUCAUGUUUUUAAAUGAUCUAGAUCUUUACUGUAAGACUCCUCUAUCCCUGAGCGUCUGUUUUUUUUUCCUGAUUUUUGUUAGAUAAUAAACUAAAAAUAGAAAUUAAUUGUUUCAACGAUAAACUCUUUCAUGUUUUUAAAUCGAUUUUCGAUAAAAAUAGAAAAAUGCUUAGUAAUAUGUUAAGCGUUUAAUUUUUUUUUACGGUAGUCUACUAAGUAAUAUGUUGAAUAAUUGAAAUGUUAUUACGGUAAUCUAAUGAGUAUGUGUUAACUGUUUGAAUGCUAUUAAGGUAAUCUUUGUCUUAUAGCAACGAUCCUAAAUGUAAGUCUUAUUAAUCUCUAAAUUAUAAUUUGGCCCGUGGUUAGUAUUCUGAGAGUGAUCAGAUAUAAAUAUUCAAAAACUGAAAUGUUCAAAAUUAAAACGAUCAAAUUUGAAAUAUUCAAAAGAGAUAUGAACGGAUUAAUACAAAAACUUGACACCGAUGACUCAUUUGUUGAAUUAUAUUUUUGAUUGAUGAUAAUCUCAAACUCCCAAAACCUCCUGGAGUUAUUUCAGUUAUCUUGAUGGGCAAAGACUUGGAGCAUGAGAAAGUUUAUCAGUGUUAAGAUAAACCUCUUUUUUUGCCGGUCCUUGAAGGUCCAUGAGUAAAAUGCAAUAUACCACUUUCACCCUCAACAGCUGUGUGUGACGCUAGGACUCCAGCAGGUACCCGCUUCCCCAGUGGAAGGUGUUGUAACCAAUAUUAUGAAUGCUUCGGUGGAACGCUUGUCGAAAGAAGUUGCCAAACAGGUAUGACAUCUAGUCUAGUUAAAAAGAGUUGCCCAAAAGGUAAGACAGCUAUGUGACAGAAGUUGCCCAACAGGUAAGACAUCUAGUCUAGUUAAAAGAAGUUGCCCAACAGGUAAGACAACUAGUCGGUAGAUUUGAUCUCAUUUCUUUUCAAUUGAGCUCCCGGAACAAUUUUAUGAAAAUUUUGUAGGUUGCCCCCAACUGUCUAAUUUAUCAAGGAAUAAAACCAGCAAUACAAUAAACACUGCGUUUAGUAGUAGAUGAUAUGGGAAGGGGAGGCUACUCAGAUGGUCUACAACACAAUAAACACUGCGUUUAGUAGUAGAUUACAUGGGAAGGGGAGGCUACUCUGAUGCAGUUAACAGGGAUUACCAGCAUAAAGAAAACUCACAUCACCUACCAAAUCUGUUAAUAAAAAUCAUCUGUAAUCUACAUUUAUUUUUGCUUAUUGAGCUUUAGAAAACAAAGUCUUUUUUAAAUCCAAACACACAUUCGAUACUGACCAUCUCUCAAUAUUCCUGGAUUGGUCACUAUAUAUGUAUAAAUAAUUUCAGGUCAAUAUUUCGAAUCCAGUUCUAGACAGUGCACGACAGUACAGAACAAGACUUUAGUCUGUGAGAGCACUAAUCGUUUUGAGUGUGACGUCGACAGGAAUGGGCCCAUCAGUGAGUAUGACGUCAUUGACAUCGUCCCGUUGUCCAAUCGACUUCAAUAGACAUUCACAAUGAAAACUGUGUAAAAAUACAAAUGUCCUAAAUCGUUAUCUCUGAAUACUCUCGACGGAAAUGUUCUACUUGUCAUUCUCGUCAUCGUCUACACUCAAUACGAUGUGAUUUCAUUAUGAGCAGUGGUGUCUGUAUGAACGAGAAAAACAGUUGUUCCUGUCAGAUAUACUUCAGAACUCCUCCUUUCUUUACAUUAAAAUGUAUCAUUCCUAUUUUUCAACUGAACUGAAAUAAGUUCACCACCUAAAAGAGCUUGUAUUGUUUUCGCAUUUUUUUUUCCUGAACUACCAAUUAAUUUUUGGCAGUCUCCCUACUGAUGGACUUGGGGGUGUUAGAAAAUGAAACUAUAAAAGUAUCACAAUAAUGUGUCACCUAAGUAUUCCAAUGGUGUGCCGCAUAUAUAGCCCAAUGGUGUGCCGCCUAAGCAGCUCAAUGGUGUGCCACCUAAGUAGCCCAGUUGUGUGCAGCAUAUUUAGCACAAUAGUGUACCGUCCAUAUAGCCCACUUGUAUGCCGCCCAUGUAGCCCAGUUGUGUCCCGCCUAUUUAAAUAAAGUAAAUCGCCAGAAUAGUUUUACAACUAAAACAACUUUUACAUUUAAAACAGAGCCCGGAGACUGUGCGGGAUACGCCCCUGACCCUUUUGGAGACCCCUGCAGGUACGUAGAGCUGGGGGGGUGAGAUCAGACGUUGUGACAUACAUUGUGACAAAUAUUGUGUCAAAUACAGAAUAUUUUAAAUAUCCCAUCUUGAAAAAACCAAUGCAUGUACAUUUCGAUCUAAUCUUCACCUCCCGAUCUUUAACUCAAAGAGUUAAUGUUGACCCCAAUGAGUUUAUUAUGUUUACUGAAAUUGACAUCUUGUGACACUUAUCACAUUGGAAAAUGCAAACAAAAAAAUAUUGACACCCACCUUAACACGGUGAACUACACACGUCAUCUUCUUGUGAUCCUAUUUAUUUCAACCAACAUAACCCCAUUGUUGCUAUACAGAUACCAAUUCAACGGGCUCUCACUCAAAGUCGCUGCAGGAACCAUCUGGAACCAGAACAAGUGCUCCCUUGAUUUCACUCGCAGAGACAUCUGCUAUAACAACACGGGGACCGGCGACAGGGAUUUUACCGGACCAGGUGAGUAACAAGCAGACACGGGUUGGGGAUGGACAAAGCGAACUGACGUCAUACAUUCGGGUAGUUGUUUGUCAUGGUAAAUUUAUGAACAUUUAUUUUGAAGCAUUAAUAGUGGUCAGUCAAUGGUCAGUCAAUGCUCAGUCAUUGCUCAGUCAUUAAUCAGCCACUGGUCAGUAACAGUAACUGGUCAGUCACUGGUCAGUAACUGGUCAGUCACUGGUCAAUCACUGGUCAGUCACUGGUCAGUCAUUGGUCAAUCACUGGUCAGUCACUGGUGAGUCAAUGGUCACUCACUGGUCAGUCUUUGGUCAGUCACUGGUCAUUCACUGUUAAGCUGUUUUAAAAAGGCUGAAAUACUAAUCAAAAAUAAAUAUUUUAUUUAUAUUUUAUUAUCAUUUUUUUAAUAUUAAGCCAUGUUUAAUGCUGUCUGUUAGAAACGGUAGAUAAAGGGUUGAAUUUAAGAUUGUGAGUGAAGUGUUGAAUAUAUGAUUGUGAGUGCAGUGUUGAAUAUAUGAUUGUGAGUGAAGUGUUGAAUAUAUGAUUGUGAGUGCAGUGUUGAAUAUAUGAUUGUGAGUGAAGUGUUGAAUCUACGAGUGGGAGACCUAAAAUUUAAUGUUAUCAUUUUGAGAAAAUAACGAAAUGAACACCAUUUCAAAUGUAAACAAUGAAAAUCUUGAUUUAAAUUAACGAUGCGUAUCCAUGACAACCAGUACCUGCCAACGUCUGCAACGCUGUGUUCCUGGCCACCUACAACGGCGGCAGUAAAGCCGUGUUCAGUGAGAGGCUCAACACCGACCUUGACUUGUACACCAUUCAAAAGGAAGUGCUCCUGGCCAACGACGCCCUGACCUUCACCCCGAGCAUGAUCGACCCUUUCCUGUACUAUUACUUCUUCAACAACCGAGACAUUGGCGUUAACACAGCUUUCAGAGUCCGCUUUAGGCUGGACGUAAGUGGGACUUAAUUUAACACAGGUUUAAUGGUCCGCUUUAAGCUGGACGUAAGUAGGACUUAAUUUAGCACAGCUUUCAGGGUCCACUUUAGGCUGGACGUAAGUUGGACGUAAUUAGAUACAGCUUCAGGGUUCGUUUUAGGCUGGACGUAAGUAGGAUGUAAUUAAACACAACUUUCAGGGUUCGCUUUAGGACGGACGUUAAUAGAACUUAAUUUAACACAGCUUUUAUGGUCCAAUGUAAUUUCCUUCUAUAACAGAACCCAAAUGUCCAAAGUAAUUUCUUUCUAUCUCUGAAACCAAUAGUCCAAUGUUAUUCCCAUCUUUCACAGAACCCACAGUUGAACAGAGAUUACGACAUUUUGUCCAACAAUUACUGCGUGCUGUGCCCUGAGACCAUCAGCUUCACGGUGUCAGCCACCUCUAGCAACAGACGCGUCAUCAAUGCCAUGUUUGUUACCACAGAAGGCGUCACUGUCUCGACGACAGCAAUUAUUGAGCUCUUAGUGAGUAUGCCAUUGGUCAGGACCUUUAGAAACAAAGUAUGCGAUUAGUCAGGACUUUUAGACACAAAGUAUGCGAUUGGUCAGGACUUUUAGACACAAAGUAUGCGAUUGGUCAGGACUUUUAGACACAAAGUAUGCGAUUUGUCAGGACUUUUAGACACAUAGUAUGCGAUUGGUCAGGACUUUUAGACACAAAGUAUGCGAUUGGUCAGGACUUUUAGACACAAAGUAUAUGAUCAAAAGUAUGCGAUCGGUCAGGACUUGUAGACACAAAGUAUGCGAUUGGUCAGGACUUUUAGACACAAAGUAUGCGAUUGGUCAGGACUUUUAGACACAAAGUAUGCGAUUGGUCAGGACUUUUAGACACAAAGUAUGCGAUUGGUCAGGACUUUUAGACACAAAGUAUGCGAUUGGUCAGGACUUUUAGACACAAAGUAUGCGAUUGGUCAGGACUUUUAGACACAAAGUAUGCGAUUGGUCAGGACUUUUAGACACAAAGUAUGCGAUUGGUCAGGAGUUUCGGAAACAAAGUAUGCGAUUGGUCAGGAGUUAAGGGAAAAAAUUCCGAACACCAUAAUUUUAAUUACGUGUUAGGAAUACUCUGUCCCAUUCAGACAGACUUUUAAUGUAACGAACAUCAAGAAAACAAAAAAAGUCUGGUGAUUAUAAUAGAAAUAUAACUAUCACUGAAAGAGUAAGUUAUAAUUAGUACCGUACAGGGAAAUGAUUUUUGAUCAAUUUGAAGCGUAACAAAUUUGUCUUUCUCAUGAGUUUCGUCUCAGCACAGCAGUCGUGGAUACAACCAACAAUUUUCAUUGAAGGGAAUCUUUCGACCCCCCCCCCCUCAUCCCACUCUUUCCCACCCCAGGCUCUGUUGGGGAUGAUUUAAUGUUAUAGUUUUUCACCCCAACCCAAUGAUCAAUGCUAGCACUGUCAGGGUCUUUCCUCAUGAAGUCUAUGAGAAUUACCCUCCCAUGGUUAAUGCCUGGUUAUUUGGCGACUAUACGACAGUUGUCCUUCUUGCCUGUGUUUCUUGUUACCUGUAUGUAUCUACAUAUCUGUAUCCAUUUAACUGUUGAAUGUAAUUGUUGAAGUUACUGUUCAGUGAAACUUGUACAACAUAAUCUCAUUUUGGUGUAAUUAAUCUUCAAAGAAAAAGACACCUGCACAAGAUGUGUAGAAAAUCAAAAAGUGUACACAUUAGCAGUUGCGUGUGUACUUAACUACCCUGUAGAAAAACAAAAAGAAACGACCGCCUCUAGCCUGCCACUUGCAGGGUAUUUGCCAGCGUGUAUCUGCGCGGGAAUGCAAAGCUCUUCAGGCUCAAGUCUGCACGAUCAAAGUAUUUAUUAGCGAGGAACCCGAAUGUUAAAUAUUUAUAUCAUAACGGGAUUAAAUUUAUUUUAAAAUUUAAAACAGAAUUUCACUCAACCUCUUGCCUUUCAAAAAAAAUUAUUAAAAAUUAAAAUAUGGAUUAAUUCCUUUUAUAAAAAAAAAGGAUUUUAAGAGCGACCCCCAGGAAACUCUAGGGGUCGUGUUAUAUCAAAAGUGUUGAAACUCUCGGACCAAGCACUCACUUCCCAUUUCUACAAUACACUCAUGACUAUCAAUAGCACAACAGGUCCUCCAAUGCAAAGAGUGAACUUUUUUUUUUUUUUGAGCUUCCCUUCAAGAUUUCUCUCCAAACUUCGAUGUUGAAGGUAAACGUUUUAAGUCUGUGUGGUAUGAUCUCCACAGAACACAAGUGAUCUACUGGAGAUGGUCGUGAUCUAUGGCGAUAGCACAGUGUACGGCAAGGUGUACGAGGUCAGCGGGUCCAACACCGUUGUACGGUCUGCAGAUUUUAGCACAGUUGGAAAAUCACAAGGAAGUAAGUCUCCGCUGGAAUUCACUUUUAAAGUAUUACUUUAUAUAUCCACUUUUCUUGGUCCACUUUUAUAUAUGCACUUAAAUUUAUCCACGUUUCUAUAUCCACUUUUUUAUAACAACUUUUCUAUUUUCUGUCUUUCCAUACCUUCAUAUCAAUAGCCCACAUAGAGUCAUUUGAGUAUUUCCAUCGAGCAAGUGUCCUCAAACUUUUUAAACAAUGGGUCGGAUCAGUGUCCCUCAGACCCUGUCGGGGGCCGGACUAUAGUUUGAAAAAAUAUGAACGGAUUCUAUGCCCAGUGCACAUAUAUCAAUUCUUUGCACACUGAACAUAUCUCGAUUAUCUACACACUGCACAUAUCUAAAUUCUUUGCACAUUGCACAUCUCUCAUUUCAAUUUACAAUGCACAAAUAUCAUUUGUUUUGAAGAAACAUGUUUAAAAAAAAACAUAUUCAAAAUUAAAAUUAUGGCGGCGAGCCGGUACAAGGACCCCUGGUAGGCCGGACCUGGCCUGCGGGCCUUCGAUUGAGGACCUCUGCUCUAGAGAAAAGCCACUCUUACUUAAAUGAAUGUAACCCAUGGAAAUGUCAAUAUAUUAGUUGAGGCAAUUCAGAAACUUCAAACAUUAUAAAUAUAUAUAUAAAUGUGUAUAUAUAAAUCAAACCACUAAUGCUGUGAUAUAUUAAAUAUUGAAAUAUUGGUAUUCAACAAGGAAAAGGAAAUAUUUUAAAGUAUAUCUAGACACAGCUACAUACGGGAUUGAUAGGAUAAAUUUGAAAGUAUAUCUAGCCGCUAGAUAAUUAAAAGAUAGGACUAGGACAUAUUUUAAAGUAUAUCUAGACACACAACCCUCUACUUGAAAGAAGGACAUAUUUGAAAGUAUAUUUAGACACAUUUGUAUUGUAACAUAUUUGCAGAUAGACUCAUUCCUAUAUUUAAACCAUCAGUUGACUUCAAGUGUCAAUAGAUGUCAUAAUUUACUUAAGCUCUAAUAAUAGACCAACAACAGACCUGAUCUGACAUUGUGUCCACCAUUUGCUUUCAGCACACAUUGCUAUAAAUAGAUGCGGUAUUCAGAUGGGGAAAGGCCCUAAUUCACACUUCGUUGGUCUGAUUGAUGACGUAAGUACAUUUGACAUUUUCCCUACUGCUGCUUGGGUUAAUAGAUAUUUGUCACCAAGGUCAUUCUUCUUUUCAAAUAUGGUAAAAAUUAUCUGUGCUAAACAUGUCUUUUCAAUCAUGUCUGUGUUCAACUUGUCUGUGUUUUAUAUAUAUAUAUGUUAAACUUAUAUGUGUUAAACAUGUUUUCCCCAUAUAAACACUCACCAUGUCUCCCUAUGUGAAAACUUACCAUUGUUGUCCCUAUUUAAACACUCAUUAUUUGUGUCCCUAUGUAAACACUUAUCAAUUUUACCCCAAAAUAAACACUCAACAUAUGUCUCCCCAGUUUGCUGUGUAUGAGAACUGUCAAAACAUCAACUCUGUACUGAGAUAAGUCCGUUAUACAACAAAGAUGCAUAAUACAAAAAAGAUGCAUGAGACAACAAAGAUGCAUAAUACAACGAAGAUACAUGAUGCAACAAAGAUACGUGAUGCAACAAAGAUACAAGAUGCAACAAAGAUACAUGAUGCAACAAAGAUACAUGAUACAACAAAGAUACGUGAUGCAACAAAGAUACAUGAUAAAAUAAAGAUAAUGUUACAAAAAAUAUACAUGAUACAAAAAGGAUAAAAGAUGCAAGCUGUAAAAACCAACUUAAGAUGAUAAGACUACAACAACCAGUAGUGAUCUUAUAUCCCUAGAGUUCAUCUUCAACUCAUGCAGAAGAAGUACUGUACAUUUGAUUGUAUUGUAAAAUAUAAAAGUAAAGUUUUAAUGGAAUGAAAAUAAAUAAUUUAUUUAAAAACAACUUAAAUUGUGUCAUUAUAAUUAAGGAUUAUUUACUUGGUCUCUCAAUUGAAGAGUCGUGUAUUUCAGAACAUGAAAGUAAAUGUGCUGUGGCCGGGAAAUAUUUGCUGCUGUCAUGACUCAAUUCUUGACUCUGAUCGCGCGUCACCAUCGUAUAGAUUCAAAUUAAUCUUUUAAAUUUUUCUCAAGGCUCUUGGCAUUAUAAUUUUUUUUAAAAAAUCACAUUAUGUUACUUUAUAUUC